Messenger RNA from Purpureocillium takamizusanense, 663 nucleotides. RefSeq lists its product as uncharacterized. The coding region runs from base 1 to 663 and encodes 220 amino acids. The record is from RefSeq and is a predicted model, not a curated record. The transcript has a single exon. Lineage: Eukaryota; Fungi; Ascomycota; Sordariomycetes; Hypocreales; Ophiocordycipitaceae.
AUGGCCGCCCGCCCUGACGCCGCCCUGCCCGACCAUGUCAACCCUCCCGCCGCCCUGCCAUCCUGCCUCUCAUCCACCGCCCAGGCCCGCAUCCUCAUCUGGCGCACAGAGGUCGCCUCUGCCCUCGCUCCGCCCCCCAAGUCAUCGCCCUCCUCGGCCGCCUCCACAGCGAGCUCCCUCCCCUCGGCCACCUCCACCGCCACCUUCACCACCACCGCUUCCCCGCCGGGCGGCGACGACGACAACGGCCUCGGCCGCGACAAGCCGGCAAGGCGGCAUCGCUUCUGGCGCCGCCUUGUCCGCCGCCUGUCCCUCCGCGGCGCCGGUCCCGAGGGGGCAGGCAGCCACGCCAACCUCCUCGACGCCACCGGCCUGCCGCCCGAUGCCUGCCACGGCGAUGGCGGCGGCGGCGGCGUCGUCCCCGGCGGCGAGGUCAUCCGCACCGCCAUGUACCGCCAGGACGCCGCCGCCGCCACCGCGCCUCCUCCCGACAACGACAACCCUCUGAUGGGGCACGGCGAAGACGCGCUGCACGACCCCGACGACAGCAGCGAAGACGACGUCCUGCGGAAGCAGAGGAAGCAGCAGGAGCGCCUCCAGCGCGCCGCCCGCCUGCUCUCCCAGCAGAACGCACGGGCCGCCGCUCUAGCCCACGUGGCGUGA